AUGCACCAUGUAGAGCGUCCCGCCAGGACGUCCCUCGGGCAGUACGCGCGCAGCUUCCGCCACGCGCUCUUCGCCUCCCGCCUCAACAUCCUCCUCGUCUUCGUGCCGGCGGGCGUCGUGACGUACCUGACCAAGGCGCCCCCCGUCGCCGUCUUCAUCACCAAUUCCAUUGCCAUCAUCCCGCUGUCCGCGCUGCUGACGGACGCGACGGAGCGCAUCGCGGCCGACGCGGGCGACACCAUUGGCGCGCUGCUCAACAUCAGCCUGGGCAACCUGGUCGAACUGAUUCUAUUCGUCGCCCUCGCCAAUGGACACACCCGCAUCGUCGAGGCCUCCAUCCUGGGGUCUAUCCUCGUCAACAUCCUCCUGAUCCUGGGAUCUGCCCUCCUCGCCUGCAGCGUCCUCGGCAUGGACACCACCUACACCACCGCCGGAACGCAGGUCCUCGGCUCCCUGCUCUUCGUGUCUGUCUUUGCCUUUCUCAUGCCCACCGCGUUCGAGUACGCUUUUGACUCGACUGCCGACGUCCACACUGAUACGCUCAAGAUGAGCCGCAUCACCGCCUGCGUCGUCCUGGCCAUCUACGUCCUCUACGUCGUCCACGAGCUGCAGGCGCCUACCAAGACGGCCGCGGCCCUCCAGAUGAAAACCUUCGAUUUUGAGGCCAGCAGCAGCAGCAGCGCGGAACCCGAGACAACACAGAUCCCUCCUCAGGGGAACACUGCUGUCGGUGUCACCCAUCCCCUGCCGCUCCGCACCAUUCGCUUUGCAGACGAGAGUCUCGUCGAUACCGCCGACGGCCCGCCGAACGUCUCAACGCGCACCAGUGGAGAGUUUAGCAAGCCGUUCGAGUCUGGCCCGGACAACAAUCCACGGACCAGUUUUGGCAUGGAGGAUGAGGGUCGACGAUCUUCUUUCACGGCGGCCCGGACCGCAGCCACUUCAGCCUACCGCCAGUCCGUCUCGCGUGGUCGCUCCAUCUCCCUCACCUCCCUCAACGGCCGUCCGAGUCGCGACUCGUCAGUAGGAUCCGAGAGUCGCCGAGCCAUUAUACGCUCCGCCCUGCCCACGAUGCGCACGAUGCGCAGCUACGACGACGAAGCCUUUGUCGAUCUCGCCGAGGGCCUCCCACACCACACGACGCGCGCCAUCGAGCGCACCGUGGCCAUCCUCGUCCUCAUCAUCAGCUCGGGCAUCAUGUCCAUGAACGCCGAGUUUCUCGUCUCGACCAUUGACCAGAUCACGCACGACGGCCACCUGUCCGAGUCCCUCAUUGGCCUCAUCAUCCUGCCCAUUGUCGGCAACAUGGCCGAGUACAUCACCGUCGUCACCGUCGCCUGCCGCGAGAAGCUCGACCUCGCCGUCGCCGUCAGCGUCGGCUCCUCCAUCCAGAUCGCCCUCUGCGUCGCCCCGCUGACCGUCAUGGCCGGCUGGGUCCUCGGCGCCGAGCUCAUGCUGACCUUUGACUUUUUCGAAAUGGCGGCCCUCAUGGGGACCGUCUUGCUGGUGAACAUUAUCAUCCUCAGCGAGAGCUCUGGGGGCGCGCGAUCGAAUGCCCUUCGUGGAGGGUUAAUCUGUGGCUCGUAUGCCAUUAUUACGUGA
Emericellopsis atlantica is the source of this 1602-nucleotide messenger RNA. Its product is annotated as Ca2+ transporter. Bases 1 to 1602 code for a protein of 533 amino acids. The record is from RefSeq and is a predicted model, not a curated record. Gene Ontology annotation, biological process: intracellular calcium ion homeostasis; calcium ion transmembrane transport. NCBI's taxonomy places the organism in Eukaryota, Fungi, Ascomycota, Sordariomycetes, Hypocreales, Bionectriaceae. Gene Ontology annotation, cellular component: fungal-type vacuole membrane. Gene Ontology annotation, molecular function: calcium:proton antiporter activity. The transcript has 2 exons.